Messenger RNA from Penicillium expansum, 1275 nucleotides. RefSeq names its product Acyl-CoA N-acyltransferase. NCBI's taxonomy places the organism in Eukaryota, Fungi, Ascomycota, Eurotiomycetes, Eurotiales, Aspergillaceae. The record is from RefSeq and is a predicted model, not a curated record. The coding region runs from base 1 to 1275 and encodes 424 amino acids. The transcript has a single exon.
AUGGCGAUAUGCAUCUACGAGCACGAUGCAGCCACAAUAAUACCGGCAUUGGUAUCUGAACUGCCGUAUUCCACUACUUUGCUUCGGCGAAUCCAACACGGAAUCGCGUAUCCGUAUGAAACCGCCCACAUACUGGCAACUUUUCCGCCCAAUUUAACCCCUGAGGCUGGACAGCCAUGGCUGGCUGCGCGAGUGGAUCUUUUUGCCGGGCGCACAACACAAGUCCUCAUCUACUCCAGCCUUGAAGCGGAGCACACGUCAAUUGCGCCGAUCCUCACUCCGCCGGAGAUAUUAAAUGUGGACUCGGCAGAGUCCAAUAAUAAUGAUGUCAACACCAUCACCAAGUCCAUUGUUUCCACCUUUUCCGCCAACCCACCCGUCCUAGCCCUGGCCCGCGCGCAGCUAUUGGCUUUGCUAUCAUAUGUCAAGACCAACCUGCUGCCAUCCUACCUGUCAUAUUUGGCGAAGUCAGCCCAAGCCACGUCUGUGGAAGCUGAGAAUCCUCCCGUGUCAUUGUCCUCGGUGACCCCAAACAACACCAAUCCCACUACCAAUAAUAGUAGUGUUCCCCUGAUCCCCGCGCCAGACCCACAUGCCUUCCUCAUUGGAAGCCUUCAUACAGGUCUAUUCUCCCUCCUACAGCGAUCAGGAUCUUACACUCAAUCUGACCCGAUACCCAAUAUUCGGGUCCAUCGCUUUGAUGAUCCACCCUAUUACAAGUACUUCUUCCGGAGAUCUGAGUUCAGCCCCGAGGCAGAGUCUGGAAGAUCUGCUGAUCUGCCGUCCGCUGAUCUUUCCCUCCCAUCCGGAUAUAGGUUCCAUGACCGGGAGGGGAGGGAGGGUGUUCUGAGUAAGCAUCUUGAUCUUGUGCAGAAUCGGACAAGUAUUCCCAGGCCAAGGGCACAGCUAUCUAAAAUGCCCGGUAUGGCAAUUUAUUUUGAUUCUGGGUCUAGCGAUGCUGAUGAAAUGCCCAUUGCGUGGGGAUUCUUGGGUGUGGAUGGAGCACUGGCGACGUUGCACGUUGAGCCGGAGCAUCGGGGUCGCGGGCUUGCGGUUCCAUUGUCUAAGGCUAUCAUGCGUCGUGGGAUGUCAGUAGAUGGCGUUUUUGGAGCUGGAAGUGUCAACUCUGAGGAUAGUCAGACUCUAGAGCGUGUUGGCGAGUGGGCGCAUACUGAGGUGGCUGGGUAUAAUAAGGCCAGUCGGAGGGUCAUGGAAAAGAUUGGGGGUCAGAUUUUGACAACCGUCACCUGGACUGUUAUUGAGUUGCUUGAUUAA